AUGCAGAAUCUUUUAUCUGCGCUAGCGCAGUUUAAGAAUGAUUUAGUACCCGCUGCACCGUUCCGAGUAUUACAACGAGACGUGGAAUGCCACGGUCGGAUCGUGAGCUCUGUGGUGAGGCUGUGCGGUGGCGCUGAUGUUGCGCGUGCGCUAGAGAGGCGCUGGCACCUGCUCUACCUUAGGGCUAUCGAGUGGCAGUGCCAUCUGGAGGCUUGUCUCGCCAAGACUGAUCAGAAAUACGAAGCCGUCGAAGCAGCGAGUGACAGCGACGACGAACCAGCUCUGAAGCAACCGCGAUUGAGCAGACGUGGCUCGCCGAAGAGACAACGAACACCAGUCAAUAAUCGCAGACGGGACUACUCAGAGGAUAGCAGGCAGUCUGCCUCAGAGGAGGAGCAAGAAUAUGCAGUUGGGUUGACUUGGCGAAACUUCGGAUCUGACUGUGAGUCUGAAUCAAUGCGUGACAAAAUGGCAGACGAGAGGCGAGUCCCCAGCGUGGACGGAGGCGACCCGAAACCCACUGAUCAGACGGUGCCUGUUACUGACGAAAUUGAUGGAUCGACAAUAGACAUGCCCAGAGAAAUAAAAACCCCUCCAACAGUGAUAAAAAGGAAGAAACCAGUAGAUACGUCCAGGUUCAAUCAAUCCGAUCGGAAAUCCAAGAACUGUGCCACCUUCUACUUCAGACACCACGACACUGAUUCCGAUAGACAAGUUAUAGAGACAGAUGAAAAAUCUCAGGACGAAUCAUCAGAAGAGGAAUGGACGUAUGUUAACGGACCUAAGAUAGCUAACGAGGAUUCUACGGAUAUCAUGACGUCAUCGGUCGAAAUACAAUGCGAGCUGCCCAUAGAAAAGAAAAUCAAACCCAAAUUGGAAUCGAGCACACCAGAUUUAUUGAAGGUCGAUCAAAAUACAAGGUGCAAUAAGGAUAUAGAGAGGCUGGUGAAUCAAGCCGAGGAGUUGGUGCAAAAGCAAGCGCAACAGAUGGCCAAGAAGAAAGGCUCGAGGAAUUUCAAGCCAUUGAUGCUGGAGGAGGAAGGUAAAUCGGUUAGUCGGGCUAAAAUGUCACGCAUCAAGGAGUGGUUGAACCAGAGCACUGAUGGAAAGGAUGAUAGUAAUCAGACUGCAGAGAACUACGACGCAUCAGGCGAAUACACAACAGAGAGUGAAGUAGAUACAUCUUUGACAUCCGAGGAACGAAACCUGCACUCGUCUAUGGACAUGAGCACAUCCACUUGUACAGUGACACCCACGCACCAGGCUAAGGUACAACUUCGCAAAAAGCGGGGCGGCAACAGCGCCCGACCAUGGUCGGUGUCCUGUCUGUCGCAGCUAAGCGGCGCAAACGCAUCGCUAGCCACGCCCACUAACGACGUCAUUUCGCAUAACAUGUCCAUAUCCGAGUCAGCGCUCAACACAUUGGCUUCACCGCAAAGGGUCACUCCAGCUAAUUCCAGCUCUAAGCUCCGCGGGAGUUCCACUACUGUACAGGGUCACAUAUCAAGUACAAACACAAUGACGGAAGCAUGCACAUCUUGCGUGGAAGCGAACGAUAAACAGUGUUGGCUACGUCGGAAGCGGUUAAAACUAAGAAGGAAUAACAAUCCGGUAAGACGGGAAAGGCUGGUCAAAUCGCUAUCGUUCUGCGGAAGAUUGAGUCCAGAGAUUGAGAAGAUUGAGAGGAGUGCCGCUAGCGAUCCAGCUACAAGCAGAAAGAGUAGAUUCGAUACAACAUCUACCUCAGGUAACGAUAGCGAUGAAGAACUGAUCAAACAACAGGUUGCGACUAUAGCCAAUCUUAGAAGGAGUAUAGAAAAGACCCACAUAUCCUCGAAAGACCAAGACAGUGCCAUUCCCGAACAAAAUGAGAACGAACAAGUGACACCUAGCUUUAAAAUCGGUCCAGAGGGAGGUAUGGUUCGACCCAGGCUUACUAGAAGUAUGGAAAGAGAGAGAUCGUUCCUGGCUCUCAGUUUAGGUGACCCUAGCCAAAUGUGGGACCUCUGCGUCGAUAAAGAUUCGGAUAAAAGCGCGACGGCUGGUACGGAGGAACAUAGUUCCUUUUCAGAACAAGCGUGGGAUUUCUAUCAGGAAAAGUACAAUUCAGAACCAUAUUCUGAAGCCCCGGAUUCUGAUGCCGCUCGCCGUCUACUAGAAUUCGGUGACGACUACAGAGCGUUCUUAGACUCGCAAUCAGAUUGUUGUUCAAGUCUCUCAGCACAACCGGAGAAUGAGCAAAGUCCCAGUGGGACGCGAAGGCGACGACCUCCGUCAGAUAUAUCUAGGGAGAGAAGUCUCCCGAGACACAAACGACCCUCCAGAAAUUCCCCAGUAGAAACUCCAGUCAGAAAACCCAAAAAAUCGAUGUCUAGCGCCGAACGCAAGAAGAACCUACUAGACAGCUUAGAACGAUCCAGAAAUAACACUAGUAUUGAAAGUAAUGACGGCACACGCAGGCGCAAACCCUCCGAAAGCGAGCGGAAGAACAACAAACGGUCCCCCGACUUCGACCUGCUGAACGGGCAAUCGCUAAACCGAAGACGUCACAGCUCAAAUCUGACCAGCGACGAGAUUAACAGUUCUCUAGAGUACACGGAAGUCAACAACCGUCCAGAUAUCUUGGACUCGUUGAAUAGAAGACGCAAAGAGAACGGGGAGGCUGAGUUGCAAAAAGUGGCUCUGUCGGAGCUGCGUCGCAGGUCAACUGAGAGCGGUGAUUCAGACGAAUCGUCUUCGCCGAAGCACAGCAGACGGAACUGGGGCGAUUCGGACUCGGAGUCCGAGGAAGUGAGGUCGCUGGUGCGCCGGUCGAGCACCCAGUUGGAGGUUACCGAGGCGAUACUGGCGCGCCAAGACUCCUCGCCGGACCUUCUCCGCGCUUUCGACUACACGGAGGUCGUAACGCGCUGCCGAGAGAACCUCACCCUUUUGGAGGUGGCCUUGGCUGACAGCUCACUGUCGCCUGGUUUGCAACGGGACGUCAGAGCAGUUUUAUCUCGAUUUGAGAACGGCCGUGUCGUAAAAAUGGUGUAUCGAAAAAUCGUGGUAGUGGUAAAAGAGGUACAGGGAAGGCGUAAAUCUGUGUCAGCGAGAUGGUCGGCGCUCCGUGCGGCGGCUAUACGUCGCGGUGGCGCGCGACGUCUUCGCCGCGAAAUAGCGGCUCUACGGGAAACUCUUGAUGACGUCUGCGAGCCUGGUGACCAUGCGCCUCAGCCGCACACCAGAGCCCAGCUGCACAGACGCAUCGAAGAACUGAAGGAGCGUCUUUCUCGUCUGCUAGAAUGCAAAGUUUCUAUGCUCAAACUGACGGUCUCCGUCCGCCGCACCCUGGGAGAAUUGGAGACGGACGAGAGUGGUCUGACCACGGACCUGACAGCUCUUUUAGCCGCUUGGGACGACGCACACCAACGCACAUCAAAUGAACUCCUGUCCCUCGAGAGGGCGGUGAGCGCGUGGGCAGAAUGGGAGAACGCAUUACGCGAGCUGCAGGGAGCACUGCGAGGCGAUUUGGCCACACUGCAAGCGUUACGCGAUAAAGGAUCCAAAUUAGACGAUCAAAGCGAAGUCGCGGCUCAAAUUAAACAGCUGGCUGCUUCGUUGAUUGAUAAGAAAAAGGGAGGUUCCACGUGUGAUUCGCUCUCGGAUUCCGGAAUAUCGGACGGUGACAGUGAGAACGCUGGCGGUCGCGCGCGCAGGCUAAGCGCACUACGAGAACUGGCCAAGCGUUUACAAGAAGCUCUUGCUCCAAAUUCGCCUGCACAUAGAGCUAUUACUAAGCGUAUGGAGCAAACAGAAAACGAAGUUAAAAUUUUGCAGGAAUCCUGUCGCGCUUUAGUAGAGCAAAGCAUUCCUGACCUCAAAAUUGAGGAGGACGGGGAACAAGUCGUAGUAGUCGCAAGUAAGACGGGAUCCGGCGACCCCGACUAUAUCCCACGCAGCGGUUGGGUCUGGCGCGUUCUUCGCUCCUCAAUCCCCAUACAACUUUGCCUCGUGGCGUUGCUUCUAGCUGCUUGGCUAGUCGAACGGCCGAGGUGCUGUGAUGCACUGAACUCCUUGGCUCAAACUCUAACGCCGCAGUUACGUUACGUUCGCGGACCGCCUCCAGUCUGA
Molecule: messenger RNA, 4113 nt
Organism: Leptosia nina
Lineage: Eukaryota; Metazoa; Arthropoda; Insecta; Lepidoptera; Pieridae
Source: the annotation of a GenBank genome assembly